Mercurialis annua (annual mercury) is the source of this 981-nucleotide messenger RNA. Its product is annotated as flavonol 3-sulfotransferase-like. Gene Ontology annotation, biological process: sulfation. The record is from RefSeq and is a predicted model, not a curated record. Gene Ontology annotation, cellular component: cytoplasm. Gene Ontology annotation, molecular function: sulfotransferase activity. The transcript has a single exon. The coding region runs from base 1 to 981 and encodes 326 amino acids. Lineage: Eukaryota; Viridiplantae; Streptophyta; Magnoliopsida; Malpighiales; Euphorbiaceae.
AUGGACAUUAAAAGAGAAGAACAAGAUAAGAAGAAGCUCGACAGUGAUGAAAUCGAAAAAUACAUGAACAUCAGCUCAACACUUCCGAAAAGAAAUGGCUGGGGAACAACUUUUUAUCAAUACAAAGGCUUCUGGUACCCCCACGGUUAUGUUCUUGGCAAAUUAUUAGCUGAAGACAUUUUCAAAGCUCAACCUUCCGACAUCAUCCUAUGUUCCUUUCCUAAAUCAGGCACAACUUGGCUUAAAGCGCUCGCUUUCGCCAUAGUCACACGCUCCGAUGAUCACUUCGCAGGCCGUAAAAGCUUUCCACACGACGCUGUUCCGUUUAUAGAAGUUGAUGAAGUUCCGAAUCCAAGGAGAAUUCCACUUGUUGCUACUCAUAGUAGCUACUCUUCUUUGCCACCUUCCAUUGCGGAUUCGGGUUGUAAAAUUGUUUACAUAUGUAGGGAUCCGAAGGAUGUGUUUGUAUCGUUUUGGCACUUCUUUAAACAGUUUUCUUACGUUAAGGUUGAAGAUUAUCCUAGUCUAGAGCAAGGGUUUGAGCUAUUCUGCGACGGAUUUGUUUCCGCUGGGCCGUUUUGGGAACAUGUUUUAGAGUACUGGAAAGCGAGUUUAGAAUUUCCGGAGAGAGUUUUGUUUUUGGUGUAUGAAGAAAUGAAGAAGGAUACUAUUUCCGUCGUUAAAAAGCUGGCCGAGUUCAUGGGAUAUCCUUUUAGCAUUGACGAAGAGAGUCGAGAUUUGGUGCAAAAAAUCAUAUCUUCUUCGAGUUUUGAUGCUUUGAGUAACAUGGAUGUUGUAAAAAAUGGAGAGCGAUGGUCCAAUAAUGAGUUUAUUCCCUUUAGUCUUCCUAAAACUUCUUUCUUUAGAAAAGGCGAAGCCGGGGAUUGGAAGAAUCAUCUUACGGAGGAGAUGGCACGCCGUUUGGAUCAAAUAACUCGGGAAAAACUAGGCGAAUUUGGUUUUACUUAUUUUUCCGAGUGA